GCUCGGAGAUGGUGGAGGCCCAGUGUCAGAGGUUCGAGGUGAGGAGUCCUGACGGGGAGCGGGUGCUCUUCUCCGCUGACGAGAAAGAGAUCAGCAUCGGCACUGAGAAACUGAGGGUGACAGGGAAUGAAGGUGUCGUCUUCGGACAUUCAGUGGAGACAUCCCAUAUCAGAGCAGAACCUUUCCAGGAUCUCAAGCUGGAGUCUCCCACCAGGACCCUGAGUCUGGAGGCUCCCAGAGGGGUAGAGGUCAACGCCGGGGUGGGUGACUUCAAGGCCUCCUGCCGGAAAGACCUGUUGCUCCAGUCGUCAGAAGGAGAGAUCUUUUUAGAUUCCAACACAAUUCGGCUGGGGAACAUUCCCCACGGGACAGCGGCAGACCCGCUGCACGGGGCGCCGGGCACCACGUACCCCAAACAGACUGUGUACGAGCUGUGCGUGUGCCCAAGCGGCAAGCUCUACCUGUCCCCGGCUGAGAAGGGCUCCACCUGCCAGACGACCAGCAACGUGUGUCUGUGGAGCUGAGAGAGGGGGGGCCAGCGGACCGCUGAACACCAGAAAGGCCUUCCCCUCAUUAGGAUCCCAGGAUACCAGGACCCCAACAGACCCUGAUCCGCAUCCAUACUGUUCCCCAUCCAUCGAUAGAUUUACUUUUUUUUUUUACUUUUUGACAGACAUUCUUCAUUUUCUUUCUUUCUCUGUGGUCACUCUCUCUUUCUCUCUUUCUCAUCUCUCUCUUUCUCUCUUUCUCAUUUCUCUCUUUCUCAUCUCUCUCUCUCUCUCUUUCUUUUUUCUCUUCUUCCUUCUUUCUUUGUAUUACUUUUCCUCUUCCUCUCCGUCAGUUGUUAUUUCUUUCUCUUACCCUCUCUAUUGUUCUCUCUCCUGCUCUCUUUCUCCUCCCUUCGUCAUCUCUCUCUCACAGUCCUCCCAAACAAAGAAGAAAAAUCAGGAAUCCCUUGAAAAAUGAGGCUUGGGGAAAAAGCCCCUUCUUCCAAAAGUUUGAUGGAACAAAAAAACGAUAUGAAGUGACAAUUUGUUUUCUCCUUGUUUUUCUAUUUUUCUAUCGUUCUCAGAUGGGGAAUGAGUGUUGCACCGCCGCCGGGCCGAACUUGAACCGAGAGAUUUGCGUGGACUGAUUUGUUUUUCUAAGAAAGCGAUACACAGGUGCCUUUGCUAUUGUUGGUAAAGCACAUCACCUCCAACGUUCUCAUCCUCUUCAAUGGACCAUCGUUAACUCACUGGAAAACUAACUGUCUUUGGCUUAAAGCCUUGUCCAAAUCUCUAUACAGACUUCAAGUACAGUUCUUUUUUUUUCCUCUGAUGUUUUCUUGAUAAAAAAAAGCACAAAAUUAUGCCAUGUAUAUAACAAUACCAAUAAAAUGAAAAAUAAAACUAUAUUGUUUUAUAAACACAUCCUGAAUCUGGGAAUGUUCCAGGGUUGACUUUCUACUUUUUAAUUUGAAGUGCUAUGGUCAUGUGUAUGUUCUACAUUUUGAGGUUGUGGCCAAUUUCCCUGCUCUGAAAUCAUGGUCUAAUGUAACAUAUAAAGUAAUAUUACAACAAAGUGCAGUGAUUCUCCUUUGUCUGUCAGAGCUGAAUCACUAAUCACUAUCACUUAUUUUACCAGGUAAGUUGACACAACACAUUCUCAAUCACAGCAACGACGUAGGGAAUAGUUACAGGGGAGAGGAGGGAGGAUAAAUGAGCCAAUGGGAAGCUGGGGAUGAUUAGGUGGCCAUGAUGGUAUGAGGGGCAGAUUGGGAAUUUAGCCAGGACACCAGGGUUAACACCCCUACUCUAUGAUAAGUGACAUGGGAUCUUUAAUGACCACAGAGAGCCAGGACAUCAGUUUAACGUCCCGUCCAAAAUAUGGCACCUUACAUAGGGCAAUGUCCCCUUCACUGCCCUGGGGUAGCAUCACCAUGGAAAGUAUUCGACUACAAAUAAAAAUAUUUUAGGCUUUUAAUCCUAUUGAACAAUACAGACUUAUCAUAUAAGUUUGGUAUACCCAAUCUGAUGUUUAUUUGAUUAGGAUGAUAUACUCAUUUUACCCUCACAAGACUCCAGUAUGUCCCACUUCUGCCACAUUAAGGUUACCUCAUACAGCCUCCAUCCAAUCAGGAUGCCCUCUGACAGGAGCAACAGCAACGUUUGGCCAGUCUGGAAACAACAGUUGGGUUUGUUGUGAGAUGGGACUGGGGCCAGGAUUCAAACCAAAUGUGCCGACAUUGCACUACACUUGACUUUUAUUGAAGGUCAUUUCACUGACUUGCACAGAGACCGUAUUUGCGGUAAACACAGCAGAUACCGGCUUAAACACAAACGACCUUUUUCAAGUCAAAUGUAGUGAGAUGUAGGAGCCUUGUGGUUUGUUUGAAUCCCCUUGCCAGUCUCUUUUGAGUCUUGGUCAAAAGUAAGGAAACUGGGGAGAGUUUAUAGUUAUGAUAUUUAACUAUCCAACUAGAAACAAUAUGGACACAAUAUGUUAUGAAAGCAUUAAGUGGAUACAUUGAUUUAAAAAAAGAAAAAGCUAUUUAUUCAAAUUCACAUGUAUGUAAAUACACAACCACAUGUUUUAAUAAUGAUUUAAAGGUAUAUAUAAAUAUAUAUAUAUUUUCUUAGAUUUUAUGCAAUGUGUUUGUAAGAUUGUUGUAA
Molecule: messenger RNA, 2654 nt
Organism: Oncorhynchus masou masou (cherry salmon)
Lineage: Eukaryota; Metazoa; Chordata; Actinopteri; Salmoniformes; Salmonidae
Product: zeta-sarcoglycan-like
Exons: 4
Biological process (GO): cardiac muscle tissue development; heart contraction
Cellular component (GO): sarcoglycan complex; sarcolemma
Source: RefSeq, a predicted model, not a curated record